Molecule: messenger RNA, 717 nt
Organism: Eurytemora carolleeae
Lineage: Eukaryota; Metazoa; Arthropoda; Copepoda; Calanoida; Temoridae
Product: vegetative cell wall protein gp1-like
Exons: 2
Coding region: 1-717 (238 amino acids)
Source: RefSeq, a predicted model, not a curated record
AUGAAUUCAGCCAAGAAAACCAAUGACAAACACGUUGACCCUUCAACCAAACCUGAUCCUUCAAUCAAACCAGAUCCUCCAGCCAAUCCAGACCCUCCAAUUGAACCAGAUCCUAUGACCAAUCCAAAUCCUCCAAUCGAACAAGAUCCUCCAAUGGAACCUGAUCCUCCAAUCAAUGCAAAUCCUUCAUUUGAAAAAGAUCCUCAUACCAAUCCUGAUCCUCUAAUCAAACGAGAUCCUUCAACCAAUCCAGAUCCUUCAACCGCACCUGAUCUUCCAAUCAAACCGGGUCUACCUACCAAUCCAGAUCCUCCAAUGGAACCUGAUUCUCAUAGCAAUCCAAUUCCUCCCAUCGAACCAGAUCCUCCAACCAAAUCAAAUCCUUCAACCAUACCUUAUCCUCCAAUCAAACCAGAUUCUCCUACCAAUCCAUAUCCUCCGACCAGUCCGGGUCCUUCUAUCAAACCAGAUUCUUCUCACAAUCCAGAUCCUUUAACUGAACCAGAUCCUCCAAUUGAACCAGAUCCUCCUGCCAAUCCAGAUCCUCCAAACGAACCAAGUCCUCCACCCAAGCCUGAUCCUCCAGCUGACCCACAUCCGGUUCAACCUCAAACCUCGAGGAAGAAAAUCAUCCUCUUCAAGAAUGAACUUGUCUCCCGCGCCACGAAAUCAAUCUCAGCUACCAGGGUUGACGAACUCCUCCGUAAAAAGAACUGA